AUGAUGGGAAUAGCCAAUGCAAGUUCUUCAGAAGUCUUUGUACUCCUGGGCUUCUCUGCACGACCCUCACUGGAACCUAUCCUCUUCAUCAUUGCCUUAGGGUUUUAUGUGGUGUCUAUCUUGGACAAUGGCAUCAUCAUUCUGGUUUCCUGCAUGGAUGUGCACCUCCACACUCCUAUGUAUUUCUUCCUUGCCAAUCUCUCCUUCCUGGACAUUAGCUUUACCACAAGCAUUGUCCCACAACUCCUGGUCAACCUCUGGGGACCACAGAAAACCAUAAGCUCUGUAGGGUGUAUGGUCCAGUUCUACAUCUCUCACUGGCUGGGGGCCACCGAAUGUGUCCUCCUGGCAGUCAUGUCCUAUGAUCGCUAUGCCGCCAUUUGUAGGCCAUUACAUUAUACUGUCAUCAUGCAUCCACAGCUUUGUCUCAGCUUGGCCUUUGCUUCCUGGCUUGGGGGUCUGACUACAAGCAUAGUGGGCUCCACACUCACUAUGCUUCUGCCACUGUGUGGAAACAAUCGCAUUGACCACUUCUUCUGUGAGAUGCCCCUCAUUAUGCAACUGGCUUGUGUGGAUACCAGCCUCAAUGAGGUGGAGAUGUAUGUGGCCAGCUUUAUCUUUGUUGUCUUGCCUCUGGGUCUCAUCCUGGUUUCAUAUGGCCACAUUGUCUGGGCUGUAAUGAAGAUCAGGUCAGCAGAAGGACGGAGAAAGGCCUUCAACACCUGCUCUUCCCAUGUGGCAGUUGUGACUCUAUUUUAUGGGAGCAUCAUCUUUAUGUAUCUCCAGCCAGCCAAGAGUAACUCUCAUGAACAGGGUAAGUUUGUAGCCCUCUUCUAUACUGUUGUCACCCCGAUGCUGAACCCCCUGAUUUACACACUCAGGAACAAAGAUGUGAAGAAGGCUCUCAGGCACAUUGCAUCAGAGAAUUGCUGUGGCUUUACAGGAUCAUUGGGGCAUAUUAGAGAUGUGAGUAACUUGUGA
This is a messenger RNA of Lynx canadensis (Canada lynx), 981 nucleotides long. RefSeq names its product olfactory receptor 2C3. The transcript has a single exon. Gene Ontology annotation, biological process: G protein-coupled receptor signaling pathway. Gene Ontology annotation, cellular component: membrane. Lineage: Eukaryota; Metazoa; Chordata; Mammalia; Carnivora; Felidae. Gene Ontology annotation, molecular function: olfactory receptor activity; G protein-coupled receptor activity. The record is from RefSeq and is a predicted model, not a curated record. Bases 1 to 981 code for a protein of 326 amino acids.